AUGGCUUCCAUGGAUUACGAGAACGAGAACGGCACUCGGUUUGAGGACGAAGCUCCUCGUUACGAGCGCGAUCGCAGUGCAUCUCCUCGCCCGACACGCCGCAACGACAGCCCACGAGGUGGUCCUCGCCGAUCCGCCUCACCCAAUGGCAAUGAUCAUAUGGACAGCCGUGGCCCUCCAAAGAACGACCGUGGUGCUCCCCAGGAUGAUGGUGCCGUGAACCCAGGCUCCAACCUGUUUGUUACUGGUAUCCAUCCUCGUCUUUCUGAGCCCGAGGUCACUCGUCUUUUCCAGAAAUAUGGUGAAGUCGAGAAAUGCCAGAUCAUGCUUGAUCCUCACACCAAGGAGUCUCGUGGCUUCGGCUUCGUCAAGAUGGACACCGCCGAGCAGGCCGAUGCAGCGAAGGAAGGACUCCAGGGCGAGGUUAUUGAGGGCCGAACUUUGAGCAUUGAGAAGGCUCGUCGUUCCCGUCCCCGUACCCCAACUCCUGGCAAGUACUUCGGCCCACCCAAGCGUGAAGAGGACCCGCGAUCUGGGCCCGGUGGACGGUAUAACGAUCGUUAUGAUGACCGCCGCCGGGGAGGUGGCUAUGGACGCCACGACGACUAUCGCCGUGACGACCGCCGCGACCGGGGUUACGGCCGUGAUCGUGAUGAUUACGCUCCUCGUGGAGUCGAUCGCUAUGCCCGUGACGACCGAUACAGCAGCCGUGGUGGCGAUGACCGACGUGGAGGUGGUGGAGGAUACUCUGACCGUUAUGAUAGAGGUGAUCGCGGCUCAGCUCGCGAUGGCCCGCCAGCAGCCGCCUAUGGCGACCCAGCCCCUCGUGGAGAAGGUCGGGAGCCAUACGGAGGUAGAAACUACGAUGCUGAGAGAUUCUCCCGUCGUGAAUAUUAA
Molecule: messenger RNA, 897 nt
Organism: Venustampulla echinocandica
Lineage: Eukaryota; Fungi; Ascomycota; Leotiomycetes; Helotiales; Pleuroascaceae
Product: Transformer-SR ribonucleoprotein recognition motif containing protein
Exons: 4
Coding region: 1-897 (298 amino acids)
Molecular function (GO): RNA binding
Source: RefSeq, a predicted model, not a curated record